AUGUGGCCAGCUUGUACCUUGCAGGCUGCAGGAGGUGGCUGGACUCCACGUAUGAGAUUCCAGCCAGGUAGCAGCACAAGGGAAAAAAGAAACUGCAAGAUGGGGGCUGCCCAGAAGCCAGCAAAUAGGCGUAAGCUUCAAGCACGCCGGGCAGACCUAGCUGCCUUCUGCAAACCUGCCAACAGCCCAGCCCAGAGCCAAGCAGAUCAUGAAACUAAGAGGGGCAAUUAUAAUUUCCCAGUGGGAACCAGAUACCACAGUUGUAGCAGCCAGAUCACAGUAGAUUACGAUGCUGUCAGUCCAUUUGCAAGAGGACAUUCUCACUGGAAAAAUCCUUAUGCACAUGGUGGCCCUCAUCUGCCCCUCACCAUCUCCAAAGAUGCUAGCAUUUCUGCAUAUCGGUCUUUUGUGCCACAGAUUGACCUAACAGCUCCUUUAUCCUGCCCAGCUUCACUAUCUAUCACUCCAGUGCCUUCUUACAGCAGCAGCAGCCAAGAAACCCUGAGUCAAGACUACACAGGUAUAAGUUUAUCUAUUCAUGGGGCUGAAAAGUGUGUUCCAGUCUAUCAGAGGAGAAGUGCGGCAAGCCAUUCAGUAUCACAGCGUCCGCCUGUGGUUAGGCAUUCGUCGCUCCCACAAGUCAGAAGGUCAAUAAAAAUGGAAGCCUCAUCUUAUGGAACUGGUAUAUCAGCAGUCACUAAUGGGAAAACAAAAAUCCAUCAGCCAGUUUCUUCAGAAGGAAGAAAGGAUUUGCAAGGUAACCGGUUGGAAACACAAAUACCAAUCGAUCCAGAUGCGCAGAAGAGAGAUGCGGACUUUUCAGAAAUUCUUAAUGCAAUACAAGAAAUAGCUAAGGAUGUCAACAUUUUUUUUGAUGAGUUAGAAGGAGUAAACAGCCCUUCCAAAGAUGAUGACUCUCUGCUCCACCAUGGUAAUUUGACAAGUACUUCUGAUGAUGCCAGCAGAUUGGAAGCAGCAGGAAAGGGAGAACAUGAUAAAAAUAAAUCCAAUGGGCUGUAUUUUCGAGAUGGCAAAUGUCGGAUUGACUACAUUCUAGUGUAUAGAAAAUCCAACCUACAGACAGAAAAGAGAGAGGUAUUUGAAAGAAAUAUAAGAGCAGAAGGAUUACAAAUGGAGAAAGAGUCAUCUUUAACCAACAGCGACAUCAUCUUUGUGAAGCUUCAUGCCCCAUGGGAAGUCCUAGGCAAAUAUGCAGAAGUAAUGAAUGUAAGAAUGCCUUUCAGGAGAAAAAUCUAUUACCUGCAUCGCAGAUACAAGUUCAUGAACAGGAUCGAGAAACAAAUAAGCAGGUUUCGAGGAUGGUUACCUAGAAAGCCUAUGAAACUGGACAAGGAGACACUGCCAGACCUGGAGGAGAAUGACUGCUACACUGCCCCUUUCAGCCAACAAAGGAUCCACCAUUUCAUCAUACACAACAAAGACACUUUCUUCAAUAAUGCUACAAGAAGUAGAAUUGUGCAUCAUAUUUUACAAAGAGUGAAAUAUGAAGAGGGAAAAAACAAAAUUGGUCUGAAUCGAUUGCUUAGUAAUGGCUCCUAUGAAGCUGCAUUUCCUCUUCACGAGGGAAGUUACAGAAGUAAAAAUUCCAUAAGAACCCAUGGAGCAGAAAACCACAGACAUCUACUUUAUGAGUGCUGGGCCUCCUGGGGUGUGUGGUAUAAAUACCAGCCAUUGGAUCUUGUACGACGGUAUUUUGGUGAGAAAAUUGGUUUGUACUUUGCCUGGUUAGGCUGGUACACAGGAAUGCUCUUCCCAGCUGCCUUCAUUGGAUUAUUUGUCUUUUUGUAUGGAGUCACAACCUUGAGCCACUGCCAAGUCAGUAAAGAAGUCUGCCAAGCUACAGAUAUCAUAAUGUGUCCUAUAUGUGAUAAAUACUGUCCCUUCAUGAGAUUGUCAGACAGCUGUGUUUAUGCCAAGGUGACUCACCUUUUUGAUAAUGGAGCUACUGUCUUUUUUGCUGUUUUCAUGGCAGUGUGGGCAACUGUUUUCCUGGAGUUUUGGAAAAGGCGACGAGCAGUGAUUGCUUAUGAUUGGGAUUUGAUAGACUGGGAAGAAGAAGAGGAAGAAAUACGUCCCCAGUUUGAAGCCAAGUACUCCAAGAAAGAACGGAUGAACCCCAUAUCUGGAAAGCCAGAGCCUUAUCAAGCAUUUGCAGACAAAUGCAGCAGACUUAUUGUUUCUGCAUCUGGAAUAUUUUUUAUGAUCUGUGUGGUGAUUGCUGCUGUUUUUGGCAUUGUUAUUUACCGUGUUGUGACUGUCAGCACUUUUGCUGCCUUUAAGUGGGCUUUAAUCAGGAAUAACUCUCAGGUUGCAACUACAGGGACUGCAGUGUGCAUCAACUUUUCCAUCAUCAUGCUACUGAAUGUGCUGUAUGAAAAAGUUGCUCUUUUACUGACAAAUUUAGAGCAGCCUCGUACUGAGUCUGAGUGGGAGAACAGCUUCACUUUGAAAAUGUUUCUUUUCCAGUUUGUCAAUCUGAACAGCUCUACCUUUUAUAUAGCAUUCUUCCUUGGAAGAUUCACAGGACACCCUGGUGCCUACUUGAGGCUGAUAAACAAGUGGAGACUGGAGGAGUGCCACCCCAGCGGAUGCCUUAUUGAUCUCUGUAUGCAAAUGGGUAUUAUAAUGGUGCUAAAGCAGACGUGGAAUAAUUUCAUGGAACUCGGCUACCCGUAA
Molecule: messenger RNA, 2697 nt
Organism: Alligator sinensis (Chinese alligator)
Lineage: Eukaryota; Metazoa; Chordata; Crocodylia; Alligatoridae
Gene: ANO4
Product: anoctamin 4
Exons: 23
Coding region: 1-2697 (898 amino acids)
Biological process (GO): chloride transmembrane transport
Cellular component (GO): plasma membrane
Molecular function (GO): chloride channel activity; protein dimerization activity
Source: RefSeq, a predicted model, not a curated record